CAUGGUCCCAAGAUGGGCACGCGGCCAUGUUUCUUAAUCCACUCCCUCGCUCUGCAACCUUGGUUUCCUACCUCCAGUUCCUAGGAAUCCUGCCAACUUUGGAUCUUGGUGGUAUCCGAUACAUCCCACGAUGCUCCGUCAAUUGCUUCCAGCGGUUGUAUGUCUUGGCCUCGCCACCGCGCAAGAUGGAGGCAUAAUCGAGACGCUCAAUGGCGUGGCGGAGCUUUCAGAGCUGGUGACUUACCUGGACGGCUUCCCCGAUCUUACUGUGUGGCUUCAAGGACUCUCCGAUGUCACGUUCCUGGCACCGAACAACGAUGCAUUUGCAGCCCUGGCCGACUCUUCGACCAUCCCGAGUAUCCCGCUCGAUGCGACGGAUGCAGAGGCUCUGAUGAGCUACCAUGUGCUAAACGGGACGUACUAUGGCUUCGGCUCGGACGAAUACAGCCUGGUCACGACGGCGUUGUCAGCGUCGCAGUACGCGAAUGUCUCCGGAGGCCAGAUAGUCGCCGCCAAGGGGUCGCCGUGGUCUGAAGCAAUAACAUUCACGUCUGGAAAACUCCAAACGUCCGAGACCGAGGGAGACGCACUGAACUUUACCGGCGGCGUCAUCUACAUCAUCGACUCUUUCCUGACGCUUCCUCAGUCCUUCAAAGCGACCACCGAGGAAGAGGACAUGCUUGGAGGACCAGCAUUCGCCGAGGCCGUGGUCACGGUGCCCGCGACCGGACAAGAACUGACCAUCGACCAACUGUCCGACGUCACGGUCUUUUUGCCCAUGAACUACUCUCUCCAGGAAAUCGGCAAUGUGAUUGAGAACAUGACCUGGACCGAGCUGGAACGGCUGGUUUCCUACCACAUUAUCGACCAGGUCCUCGACAUCAACCCCGACUCACCCCCCAGCGGCCAGUAUUCGACGUACGAAGGCUCCGAGGUGACCAUCUUUAGCCAAAACGGCUUCGUCUUCAUCAACAACGCCAGGAUCGUCGGGUCGGCGGACUGGCUUUUCAGCGGAGGCAUGAUUUACACGAUUUACGGAGUGCUCAACCCGGACAACACGACGGUUGAUCCGAACAUCAACGACGCCGAAAUCGCGUUCGCAGACGCGUCCUUCACCCUCGACUUUGCCUUCCCCACGCCAGGCUCCCCGACGGCGCCGGCCAGUUCGACGGGGCCCGGUGCGGGCGGUCUGUCGCACGGGGCCAAGGCCGGCAUCAGCGUCGCCGUCGUCGCCGCGGCCGUCAUCCUCAUCGCUGCGUUCUUCUGCACGCGCGAGAGACGCCGCACGGCGCGGGCGCUGGGGCCGUCGCGCAAGGGCGGCUUCCAGUACCCGCUGCAGUAUCCGCUCAAGGAUCUGGAGGCGUCGAUCUCGCACAGCGAGCUGGUCGCCAAUGCGGCGGCGCCCGCGAGGGGCCCGAUCAAGGAGUUCACCCCCAACGUCAGCGUCUACUCGUUGCGCUAGUAGCCACUGGGGGCUGGGUGACGAGUCUCUCGCUCUGUGGUCAAUUCGUUUGCCAGGCGUGAAUGAAUUUACGGUUGAUUCCAAGCUAAGCAGGUGAUGGAUGUUAGAGGGGGUGUCAAUUUCCCCGGAUGAGCAACGUGUCACGACUGAAUGAAUGGAUCUGGUAGCUAGAUAGGGAGCUUCACGAGCUGCUGAAUUGUAGGACAUGCAAUAUACAUAUACGUUACUUAUAUCUAUACAUGUACAUAUUACAUACACCCGAAACCGUCGCUCGGCC
Messenger RNA from Cladophialophora immunda, 1739 nucleotides. RefSeq lists its product as uncharacterized. The transcript is spliced from 2 exons. The record is from RefSeq and is a predicted model, not a curated record. NCBI's taxonomy places the organism in Eukaryota, Fungi, Ascomycota, Eurotiomycetes, Chaetothyriales, Herpotrichiellaceae. Gene Ontology annotation, biological process: macroautophagy. Gene Ontology annotation, cellular component: fungal-type vacuole membrane. Bases 131 to 1462 code for a protein of 443 amino acids.